This is a messenger RNA of Cuculus canorus (common cuckoo), 6273 nucleotides long. It is a transcript of the gene ANO3, whose product is annotated as anoctamin 3. NCBI's taxonomy places the organism in Eukaryota, Metazoa, Chordata, Aves, Cuculiformes, Cuculidae. Bases 16 to 2979 code for a protein of 987 amino acids. The record is from RefSeq and is a predicted model, not a curated record. The transcript has 27 exons. Gene Ontology annotation, cellular component: plasma membrane. Gene Ontology annotation, molecular function: chloride channel activity; protein dimerization activity. Gene Ontology annotation, biological process: chloride transmembrane transport.
UAUCAGAACCCUUCCAUGACUUCUACAGAGAGACAGGGAGAGAGUAUGAAUACAAGCAAGAGUGAGACAGUGAAAGAACAUCCUCUGAAACCCUCUAGAAGAUCUAUGCCAUGCCUAGCCCAGAGCCAAACACAUCCUCAAAUUCUGAGCAAGCAUUCAUCAUUUCUGCAGCCAAAUUGUGUGCAGCCACAGCCUCCGCCUCAGCCUCUCAGUGCAUCGACAUCUACAACUACAGUGGAUGUAGUGUCAGAACGAGCUAAAGUGAUGGAAACUUUGGAAAACAACUUGCUUAAGCUGUCUAAUACAGAAUACAGUGAUCCAUUUUUAGGAAAGGACAAAGACACAUAUACGGAUGAUUCAGAACAUGGAAACUAUGAUACUCGUACAGAUCAGUCCUUGCUUAUUCAAAACAAGCUUACCAGACAGAAAACAGAACCUCGGACUAAAUCAUCUUUGAAGACUGAUGGCAUGGCGUCAUCGGGGCUCUUCUUCAAAGAUGGUAAAAAGCGCAUUGAUUACAUCUUGGUCUACAAAAAGUCAAGUCUGCAGGUAGAAAAAAGAAGCACGUUUGAGAAGAAUUUGAGAGCAGAAGGAUUAAUGUUAGAGCGAGAGCCAGCUGUUACGAACAGUGAUAUCAUGUUUGUUAAAAUUCACUGUCCAUGGGAGACAUUGUGCAAAUAUGCAGAAAGAAUGAACAUCAGGAUGCCUUUCAGGAAAAAAUGUUAUUACACUGACUGGAGGAGCAAAACCAUGGGCAGUUUGCAGAGGAAUAUGAGAGAGCUGAAAAGUUGGUUGCCUAGAAACCCGAUGAAGCUUGAUAAGGAGGCCCUGCCUGAUCUGGAAGAAACAGAUUGCUACACAGCACCCUUCAGCCGUGCACGCAUGCACCAUUUUACGAUAAACAACAAAGACAGCUUCUUCAGCAAUUCCACGAGAAGUAGAAUUGUGCAUCAUAUGUUACAGAGAACUAAGUAUGAAGAUGGAAAAUCCAAAAUGGGUAUUAAUAGAUUACUAAAUAAUGGAACAUAUGAAGCAGCAUUUCCACCACAUGAGGGAAGCCACAAAAGCAGACAUCCCAUCAAAACACAUGGAGCUCAGAAUCACAGACACCUCUUAUAUGAGCGCUGGGCACGGUGGGGAAUGUGGUACAAAUACCAACCACUCGAUUUAAUAAGGCGAUAUUUUGGUGAAAAAAUUGGACUGUAUUUUGCCUGGUUGGGGUGGUAUACUGGAAUGCUUAUUCCUGCUGCCCUGGUUGGGCUCUUUGUUUUCCUUUAUGGAUUAUUUACGAUGGAUUCCAGCCAAGUAAGCAAAGAGAUUUGCGAGGCAAAUGAAACCAUCAUGUGCCCUAUGUGUGAACGCAAUUGCACACUACAGAAACUCAACGAAAGCUGCAUAUACGCCAAGGUUACACAUUUGUUUGAUAAUGGAGGGACUGUCUUCUUUGCUAUUUUCAUGGCAAUUUGGGCUACAGUCUUUUUAGAGUUUUGGAAAAGACGGAGAGCUGUAUUAACUUAUGACUGGGACCUCAUAGACUGGGAAGACGAAGAGGAAGAGCUGCGCCCCCAAUUUGAAGCUAAAUAUUCCCAAGUGGAAAGAGUAAACCCCAUCACAGGAAAACCUGAACCUUUUCAGCCUUUCCCUGACAAACUCAGUCGACUGAUGGUGUCUGUCUCAGGAAUAUUCUUCAUGAUUUCACUGGUCCUCACUGCAGUGUUUGCAGUUGUGGUGUAUCGUCUGGUAGCCAUGGAACAGUUUGCUUCUUUCAAGUGGUAUUUCAUCAAGAAGUACUGGCAGUUUGCAACCUCUGGCACUGGAGUCUGUAUCAAUUUUAUGAUCAUCAUGUCACUCAAUGUUGUAUAUGAAAAAGUUGCCUAUCUCCUGACAGACUUAGAGCAUCCCAGAACAGAAUCUGAAUGGGAAAACAGCUUUGCCUUGAAAAUGUUCCUCUUCCAGUUUGUUAACUUGAACAGCUCCAUCUUUUACAUUGCUUUUUUUCUUGGCAGAUUUGCAGGCCGCCCAGGAAAGUACAACAAGCUUUUUAACAGAUGGAGACUGGAAGAGUGUCAUCCUAGUGGCUGCUUGAUAGAUCUGUGCUUGCAAAUGGGAGUUAUUAUGGUUUUAAAACAAAUGUGGAACAACUUCAUGGAGUUAGGCUAUCCUUUAUUACAGAAUUGGUGGUCACGACGCAAAAUGAAGAGAGGAGGACAGUUGAUGGAGCAUAAAAUUUCUCUGCCUCAGUGGGAAAAAGAUUGGAAUCUACAGCCUAUGAAUCUUCAUGGUUUAAUGGAUGAAUACUUGGAGAUGGUUUUACAGUUUGGCUUUACCACCAUCUUCGUUGCUGCCUUCCCGCUGGCACCUCUCCUGGCAUUGCUUAACAAUAUAAUAGAAAUAAGGUUAGAUGCGUACAAAUUUGUCACUCAAUGGCGAAGACCUAUGCCUGCAAGAGCAACAGAUAUAGGUAUCUGGUAUGGGAUUCUGGAAGGAAUUGGUGUUCUGGCUGUCAUCACCAAUGCCUUUGUUAUUGCCAUUACGUCAGAUUACAUUCCACGUUUUGUCUAUGCAUACAAAUAUGGUCCCUGUACAGAUCAAGGAUACAGACAAGAAAAAUGCUUAAAAGGAUAUGUUAACAGCAGUUUAUCAGUAUUUGAUUUGAGCGAACUUGGAAUGGGUUACUCAGGAUACUGCCGAUAUCGAGAUUACAGAGCCCCACCGUGGAGUUCAACUCCGUAUGAAUUCACUUUGCAGUUCUGGCACGUCCUGGCAGCACGGCUGGCCUUCAUCAUAGUAUUUGAGCACCUUGUUUUUGGAAUCAAGUCUUUCAUUGCCUACCUGAUUCCAGACAUGCCCAAAGACUUGUGCGACAGAAUGAGAAGAGAGAAAUACUUAGUCCAGGAAAUGAUGUAUGAGGCUGAACUGGAGCAUUUGCAGAAAGAAAGGAAAAAGAAUGGGAAACAGUACCACCACGAAUGGCCUUAGUCACUGCCAUGCUGCAAAAAAAACCCAAACACUUUGGAAAUUGAAGAGUCCAGUUACAAAAUGAAGUCAAUCUGGCAUCAGUGUUUGAGAUUCAUGGUGUAUAUAUGUUCUUGCUGGGCAGUACAGUUACAGACUUUGGUGAGAGCUGGAAAAUAGAUCCUUGCAAUGACAAAAGUGAAGAGCCUUACCUGUAGCUGGUCUGAGGUGAGCACCAAGGAGAAUUGGCACUCAGGAAUGUGCUGACAGCUUAAAAAUUUGGACAUUCUGGUAUAAAAACAGGCAUCGAGUUUUCAUGCUGUUCAUGAAGAUACUAACAGCAUCAUGAAAAUAAAAAAUUCCCUGUGAACUUAUACGAUAAAGGCAUGACUAAAACCAACUUACAUGAUAUCCACUACUUCUACAGCUUCUGAUUGCUCAGCUCCAUCUGUAAUGCCUCUGAAGAAAAGAGCAAUUGUUGCCUUUGUGGUCAUAACUUGAUAUCAAUGAUCUUUCAGGCUUACUGUUUCGUCAGGUUUGUCCUAGUCUCUUGUUGAGAUUGUGGAUGUGGUCCUACCCUAAAAAAGGGGUCUAUGGCUGCUUAAUAUAUACUAUGCAGUUUAAGAUUUGCACAUCAGCAUCAUUAAUUUACCCUUCAAGUUGAAAACCAAAAAAUCUAAGUUCAAAGAGAAAACAGCAGCACUAAGGGAAUGCAUCGCAGUUAUAUUUGAAAAUGACAUGGGUGUUGAGCUGUCUUUCCACUUUUGUGUGUAGAAAGACCACCUCCACAUACUUCCAGGAUGAAAGAUGUGUCAUUUUCAUGCUCUGAUGUAGCAUGCAGGUGUCUAACUGUGUUACUGUUCCCUUUGAGCUGUCCGGGCAAUGAUUCCAUGACUUCACAGAAUGCUAACUUGAAAUCUUCUCAUACAAUGCAAAUGACUUUGUCCUGAAUAUACAAUUCACUCUUUAUAGUAUGCAAGCUUAUGCAGAUAUAUAUCAGACAUCCAGUAUAACAUUGUGACUUGCUUGUUCAGGGAAGGAGAAGCAGAGCACUUUACAAAAAUGCUUUGCUUAUUGUAAUAGUAAAUGUUCCAGUAAUGUGCACUUCUUUUAUUGGCCCAAAUGAGUCAAAGCACGGGAAUUAGAUAUGGGCAGAUAUGUAUACAGAUUGUAUAUAAAUGCACACAUACGCAGUGGUUACUUCUAGAUUUUUUAUUAUUAUUUGUAUGCCUUCAUACAGUUUCGGGGGGCUUUUUGGAUAAAAUCACUAUGAAAGGUAGAUGUUCAUGUAAAGAAUCAGAUUUCAGUUUUUAUGUGUAUACAGCGUACAGCACUGUUGCUUAUGUUUAUACUCACAUUUUGGUGAUGAUAUUGUCUAUUAUUAACAUUUCAUAAUGUGAAGAUAAGCACUUAAGCAAUUUAAGCAAGUGUGCAGGAUUCACUUGCAGGGAACUGAGUGGAAAAACAGUACAAACUUUCUGUUUCUCAUACAAUUUUAAAUAAUACUUCUCUAUAUUGGAUCAGAAAAAUCUAAAAAGCAAAAAGUCAGCAAAGCACAGGAACUAUAAAGGCUGUAAAUUUGAACAUUAUUUUUAGUGAUAACGCUGCAGCAGAAUCACUGCUGACAGAUAUGAAAGACCUGAGUUUUUACUACUUGCAAUACCCUAUUCAAUCAAAAAGUGUUAUUCCAGCAUUCACUUGCAUGUAUAAGCACAAUUAUUUUAUUUUAUUAGGCCCUAUGAAAUUAAUUUUAAGAGCUCAUUAAAGUAGAUGAGCAAGUUGUAUCUGGGGGUUGGAAGAGGGGGUUAACAUCAGGCCUUUAUUCUUUAGUCAUCUCAGCAUAUUCAUGAGAUUUCUUGGUUAAUCCCAGCUCUCUUUGACCAGACAAGGCAACUGUAGGACUACCUACAGUAUUGCACAAAGGGGAAAAGAAAUUGGAAAGUAUGGUCUAUAAUUAGAUAGAUCACCCGUUAGUCCUGUGAUAAAGGGCUGGUGGAACUCAUCUUGCAAUGCUUUGGAAAGGUUGUUUUGUUCCUUCCUAUUCUGCGUUGUGCAUUAGAUUCCUCAAGGAGUCCUUAUCGGAAAUAAUUAAUGCACUCUCCUCAGUGCUUAUAGAAUCGCUUAAUUUGAUUUAAUUUAUUCUCGCUCUAUUUCAUUCCGUGGAAUAUCAAGCACCAUCUGACAGCAUUAACCGUGUGUCACAGCUUCUGUUUCUGUGCCACAUGGUGAUAGUACUUCAGUUCUUGCGAAGGUCACAGAUGAGCAAUCUUUUUGAUGUUUUAUCUAUAAACAAAAUGCCUUGGCUGGCCCAAGGUAUAAAGAUACAGGAUAAAAUUAGGCAAACAUCAGAAAUAUUGAUUAUUUUAUAAUUUCCUGUUUCUGCUAUGGAUAUUAGCACAUUUCAAUACAUACUUAGGUAAAUUCCCAUUGGACUUAAGAAACACGUGAAAGAAAACCUUUUUGUAUUUCAGAUUUAAAUAUAUAUAUAUUAUUAAUGAUUUUCAAUGCUGGUAUGUAGGGGUAUAUAAAAAGGAAGUAUGUAGAUCUGACUUUGUGCAUUUUACGCACUGGAAAAGCACAGGAAGUUUUGGAGAAACACUGUGUGUGUUCCUUUAUUUUUGGAGGACAUUGACAAUGUCUAAAGGUUUUGCCACUAUCUUAGCCAUUUGCUUAAGCUGAGAAAACUUUUUGCUAGACUUCGUUUCGUAUGUUGUUUGCAUUGACUGCACGUUAUUUUACUGAAGUAUAAGGCACACACUGUCCUCAGGAAUAAUGUAUUUUAUGAAUGGUGAAUGAUCUUUUCAUAUUCUAAAUAUUGUCUUUCCAAACAAAUGACCAGUAUGAAUAGACUGUGCAUGCAAGCUGCGUUUGUGAAAUCUGACAGAGCUUCAGAACUUGAAUUUGUGCAAAAAUGCUUUAGGUCAUUGCAGAUCAAAUCUAUGACAAUUUUGCUCUAUGCAUGCGCCCUUAGAGAGACUGCAUGAGCAACUGGGUAUUUUUAAAUACAAAGUCCAAAAUGUCUUAAUUAUUCCUAACCAAAUUCCAUGUCUUGAUUCAGAUGGAAGAAAUUUCCAUUUCAGAAAAACCAAAAAGUCCACAUACGUUAUACACGUCUCAUUUCUAAUGAGUUUUCAUUCUAAAUUUGUGCCUAAUGUGUGGGAUCUGAAUUCUGGUCACUAAAAAAAAAAAGAAAAAAGUUCUGCUUCGUUAGCCAUCCUAAUAAAAGUUGCUUCUUAGAGCUUAAAAUCUACUUCCAUAUAGACGGAUGCAUUAAGAGCUCAAUAUUCACAGCUAAGCACUAACAGGAUUGCCUGGAGU